This is a messenger RNA of Lepisosteus oculatus (spotted gar), 2538 nucleotides long. RefSeq lists its product as uncharacterized. The record is from RefSeq and is a predicted model, not a curated record. NCBI's taxonomy places the organism in Eukaryota, Metazoa, Chordata, Actinopteri, Semionotiformes, Lepisosteidae.
GAUAAGAUGCACUUCAUGUGUAAAGCUGGUUCUCUUACAACUGUCUUGAGUUUCAGUCUGCAGCCAGAUUGUCCCAGGGGAUCACGUCAGACCAGACGAGUGGAUAAACAUGGAUUUAGGAAAGAGGAAGGAAAAAUGUUCGAGAGAGGUGUGAUUUUCUUAGUUUUGCUUCUCGGGAAUUGCUUUGAUGAAUUCCAGGGGAUUACAAUUGAUGUUGAAACCUGCUUUCAACUUCAGCUGAAAAGUGCCCUUCUGGAAGGUAUAUCCCAAAACGCAGAGGAGGGCGAUAUAGAAUUUUUGGGGCGUUUUGUUCAUGGCGUUAAGGAGCACGCUGUGCAGUGUGUGAAGAUGCAGACUGCUGAAGUGUCAAAGGACAAAGGGUCCUGUUUUGCAGAAAGUUUGGGAAUCAGCAUUUUCUUUGGACUCUGCCUGCAGCGUAAGCUCCAUACUGCAAUACUGAUGUGUGGAAAUGAAAUUCUGGAGGACAGUGAACAUUUUAAAGACUGUUUCCUGGAUGAAGCAACAGAGCAUGCUGCCCAGUGUGCUGAACUGCUGACAGGAAACUGCUAUGACAAACACCAGGGAAUCACCUUAGAUGUAGAGACUUGCACACAACUUCAGUGGAAACAAACCCUUUGGGACUGUGCAGUUGAAUACCUAGUGAAUUCAGAAUUUUAUAAAGAAUGCUUCAGGAAUGAGGGGAGAGAGAAUGCCAUGCAGUGCAUAAAAGCAGAGUUAACAGAGGAUGUAAAGGAUGAUGGCAUCGGGAUUUUACUAGCUAUCAAAGAAUACCAAAUAAAAGAGUUUCUGGUUACUCAGCUGACAGAGGCAGUGGCUGACUGUAUGCUUGAAGCAGACAUAGUGGAGGACUCAGAUAAUACUGACUUGGUUACAGGAUGCAUACUUGAUUUGAUUAUUAAGAGAACGAUGGACUUCCUCAAACCCAUGGUGCUUGACGUGUUUCAGGACUCAGAAUAUAUCCUCUGUUGGAUACAAAGGGCCUUGGAUGGUUUUGAAGAAUGCAUUCAUCCUCUAGACCACCACGUGUCAAUAACGGGUUUUUCCUCGCAGCAACAGCAGGAAAGAAGCGAUGUUGUUUUCUGCCUUUUGAAGCAUGGUAUAAAUGCCACAGCGGAAUGUUAAUGGAUCUGUCCUCAGACCAGGUUCUGUUGUGCUGACUGGACCUCUCGGGACACAGCCAUAUGGAAAACCUUCAGCUUUUCUGUUUGGCUGUAGCUGUUGUAGAGGCGGUUCAACUGGCUCUCACCCCCUAAGCCUCCUCAACUUAGUAGUAGAGACUUCUACCCAGCAUGAGGGUUUCACAGCUACAGCAGCACAAACCCUACAAAAAACAAUCUUGUGGUUAUACACGUUAAAUGUUCACCUCGUGACAAGGUACUUCAAAUGUGAUCUUUCAGCUGUCUGUUGCCCGUGUGUGUGUGUGUGUGUGUGUGUGUGUGUGUGUGUGUGUGUGUCAGUUUGUAGUGCAAUGUAACCUGACUACCUUUCGCUCUGCACUUGUUAAAAAAAUUCCUGUCCUUAGUUUUUCCAAGGUACAAAACCAGCAGUGUAACUGGAAUAUCUUGUAAAACUACUUCAUAAUAUAUAUAUAUAGAAAUACUGUAUAUAUUAAGAACAAAAUCCAACACUAAAAGCUCUUCAUGAGUCAUUAUAACCCAGCAUUGAAACUGAGUUCUUACCAGCAUACAACACAUUGCUAAUCCAACCAGAAGAUCAAUGUUUCAUGCUCAACUUGAAGUGCAUGAAGUAAGAGUAAAACAAUGUACCCCGAAGCAGCAAAUUACGUGGUUUCGAUAGGACCACAAUUUGAAAGGAGUCGAUGACACUAUUUCUGUAUUUUUUUUAAUUAUAAGUAUUUCAAGCUAAUUACACUACUCCUUCUGGACAUUAAUUCCCUUUUCAAAGUGAGUCUUUUUUGCUAUAGUUUGAAUUAUUUGGGAUUAUUAUCAAGGUUACCCUUUAUUUCUAAUGGGAGCCUCAGUACUAUAUUGGAUAAGCUCCAAUUAAACCACAUUCUCAUUUUCAAAUUAUCUUCCUUAACCCAGCUACAUUAUUUCUUCUGGGAAAAGCCUCCUGCUUUAAGUUGGACAAAGUGUAAGCUCUUACAACCCUCCAUGUUUAGGACUUGUCUGUUAUCUGUCACAUUAUGUAUUCAGCCAAUGGCUAAGAAAAGGUAGCUUCUGAUGUACAUGAGAUCCGUUCUACGAGACUUGCAGAAUCAGACCCUUAGCUAACAACAGGAGUGGCUCUGUAUCAAAACCUCUGAGCCUGUAAUUUGGGUCUUCUGCUGUGUAACCCAAUUCUCAGAGCUUAGACUUGUCUUCUGUAAAGAGAGUUUUCCCUUGGGCUCUGGGUCUUGGUACUGUAUGCUAAUGCUAAAGACAGUUCACCAGUUUUCUGAUUGUUGGGUUCUGUAUCAGUGCAGGAAUGUCAAAUAGUGAAUGGCUGUACCUCUGUAUCUGUGCUCAGUGAAUGAAAUCGGUAAUAAAUGAAUAUAUGUAUAUAUAUGAAAAACAA